AUGUCCGGCGAAGCAGAGCCUCGACGAUCGGUACGGGCCACGAAAGGCCAACACACCAAAGCCUUUGAUCAGCUCGACCAACCUACCGAAGCGCCCAAGAGGAGGGGGAAGAGGGGCAAGAAGGCCAAUGCCAACGACGAGAGGCAAGAAGAGGUCGAAGAAGAGGUCAUCCGAUGCGUUUGCGGGGCGACAGAGCAAGCCGAAGACUCUGGGGAGCCCUGGAUCGCGUGCGACACUUGCGGAGCGUGGCAGCACAACGUGUGUAUGGGCAUGAGUGUCUUUACGGAAGACCUCCCCAAUCACUACUACUGCGAGACCUGCAAUCCCGACGAACACAAAGAGCUCCUGGAGGGGAUUGCCAAAGGCGAAAAGCCCUGGGAGGGCAGACGCGCCAGGUACGAGGCAGAGUCGGAAAAGAAGAAGAAGCGAGGCCGUCGCGGCGGCCGAGGCAAGCGCAUCAGCGAUUCGAAGGACGGCAAGGAACAGGGAGAAGAGUCCACGCCGGCACCGCGGAAAAGCAAAAGCCCCGGUGUAGAGGAUAAAAAGGAGAAGGAUGGGCCUUCCAAGAUGACGGGGAAGAGAAAGUCUCGCGAUGACUCUCAAGAUGAAGACUCCAAACCGAGCGGACCUGCAUCGAAACUUCAAAAGGAGACGGCCGAAGAAAAGGCCGAAAAGCAUGCCAUACAGAUUGAGCGUGCCGUCUUUGACAGCCACCCCAAUAACAAGGAAUAUGCGGGCCAGUGCCGAACAUUGGCUUUCAACCUCAAGAAUAACGAAGACUUAUCCAGCAACCUAUUCAACCAAACACUAUCGCCCACCGCUCUCGCCGUCAUGACAUCCAACGAGCUGGCUUCCAAGGAACUCCAGCGGGAGUUGGCCGAGCUGAAAGCCAAGGUUGACAAGCAAUCCAUCCUCAUUGCCGACGAGGGCCCUCGAGUCCGUAGGACUCACAAGGGAGAAGAGUUGGUCGAAAGCGACAACGAGAUGCAAGCGGACGAGGAAACACCAACAUUCGCUGCCAAUCCAGGCGCUCGCGACGGAUCCGGCGGCCCCUCGAGGAAAGCCAGCGAGAGCACCGGCCCCGAGUCUGGCAAGCCACCCCUGACCGUCGACACUCAGCAUUCGCCGAGGCAAAGCGAUUUCGAUAUCGGAAAGGUCUUCUCCAGCGUCAAGUCGCCUACGCUCAACACGCCAGGUCGGAGAACCUCGAGCGGCACUUUCGGCCCGGCUGGCGGGCCGGGCGUUGACCCAGAGGUGGAUAGGCUUCUCCAAGAUGAGAACGACUCUCCGCCGUACUCCCCGACGGAGGACAAUGACCCGGAUGUUGUAUGGAGAGGCCACCUAGUUAUGAACGCGCUUGCCGAUCUUCCCGCCAACAUCAAGUACGUCGGCGGUGCCAACCUCGCGGCCGACCGCGUCGUGCCCUGGAACAGCCUUAUCCCGAAGCGACUCAGCGUCGCAGGCCGAAUCGACCAGCAGAAGGCGGUAGAGUAUCUCUGCAGCCUCCGAUACAACCAGUUCACGGACGUGGUGGUCACGAGCAUCCUUCCCGCGUCCGAGGCAUUCCGUCCUGAGUUCCAGGCCGUGUACAACUAUUUCGUAUCCAAGAAGCGGUACGGCGUCAUUGGCGACAAGGGCGUAGCCAACGUUCGGGAUACAUAUCUUGUUCCCGUCGUCCCGGGUGAGGGCAAUCACCCCGAGUUUAUGCUCAAUCUCGCCGUCAAUCUCAUUCCAUUGCAACGGACGGAGCCCAUGCUUCUUGCCGUCUUUGUCUACAGAGACGAUGCGAGGCUUUUACGUGCCGGGCAAGCAGCCGCCGCCGCCGCCGCCGCCUCCAUACCCGCCUCCGCAAUCUCGCCUCAAAUCCCUCAGGGCCAGUUCCCUACUCCCAGCGGAACACCGGCUACCCCUGUUCCCCAGUCGAUGGCUCCCCUCGCGCAGCCCGCCAGCGAAUCGGCCGAAUCUCGCCAAAAGGCUCAAAUUCAAGGACAGCAGAUGGCGUCCGAUAUUCUGGGACCCCUUCACUCCGCACCCACUGUCCAGUUCCUGCUACCGAUGGCGUAUCAAAUGACCAAGACAGAGUGGGAAAUCAUUCGGGAACUACUCGAGUCGGAUCUUCGCGCCAGGAGGACCUGCAACAUCUCAGCACCUUGCUCGAGCGGCAUGGAAAUGCACGGAAAGAAGCGGCCGGGAACGGUGGCCCUGCUCCAGGUACCGCUACGCUCCCUCUGCAAGGACUACGACAUCCCACGGCGGGUGCCCCCACCAAUGGCCAACAGGCAUAAGCCCCUUCAACCUGGCGCCAUGGUGUAA
Parascedosporium putredinis is the source of this 2313-nucleotide messenger RNA. Lineage: Eukaryota; Fungi; Ascomycota; Sordariomycetes; Microascales; Microascaceae. The record is from the annotation of a GenBank genome assembly.